Messenger RNA from Bombus impatiens (common eastern bumble bee), 1754 nucleotides. RefSeq names its product jerky protein homolog-like. Gene Ontology annotation, cellular component: nucleus. Lineage: Eukaryota; Metazoa; Arthropoda; Insecta; Hymenoptera; Apidae. The record is from RefSeq and is a predicted model, not a curated record. The coding region runs from base 299 to 1741 and encodes 480 amino acids. Gene Ontology annotation, molecular function: DNA binding. The transcript is spliced from 2 exons.
UUCCUUCUAUCAACUCUUGGUCGAAUAUUAUUUUAUUAGUCAAAUAUUAUUUUGAUAUAGAAUAUAACCUCGAUUAUACAUCACAUACAUACAUUAUCGGAACGUUCAAUCAUCAGAAUGUUGUAUAAUUUUCCAUAGUGUACCUCAUAUACAUAUAUACGUAUAUAGCUAUAUAGGUAUAUAAUCCAUAUAGUAUUUGUUUCCCCCUAUUAAGAUUGUCGACGAUUGUAACUGUUGAAGUAAAAUCUCGUCACAACAUUUCAGUGCGGUAUUUACAUUUGAAACGUUACAAACAAUAAUGGCUCCAACACGAAAACGGUUACGGUUGACAGUUGAGAAAAAAUAUGAAAUCCUUCAGAUGAUAGACAAAGGUGAGUCUCAUAGAUCCAUAGCAAAAAAGUAUGGAAUUGGACGUGCCACCGCGUCCACUAUAAGAUCAAGACGAGAAGAGAUAAUAAAAUUAUUUGAGACCAACUCAGCAGCUACUAGCCGUUACACAACAGUAUUAGAAGUGGGAUGCUCUGUUGCGAAUUUCCACAGAGCUCUUCACCAGUGGUACACACAAUGUACAAAAAAAAACAUAAAUGUAACAAAUGCAAUGUUAAAGGAUAAAGCUCGGGAAUUGAAUGCACAAUUUCGCACAAAUCAUAGUUUUAAAGGCAGUCUCCGUUGGGUGACAAGAUUUAAAGAACGUUCUAAUUUCCGUAAAGAGGAUAUCAGUAAAGAUUUAGGAAAUCAAUAUGAAGCGGAUAUCUUCAAAGCUGAGAUUAGAAAACUUCUGCAAGACGGGGAGUACACAUUGGAUAAUGUUUACAAUGCCGACUGCGCAGCACUAAUGUGGAAAGCAGUACCAGAAAAAACUCUGCUCUUUGAGAAAUCGCAAUCAAGGAGAAGAAUGGGCGAAGGACAAGUUACUACAUUUCUCUGUGCAAAUGCUACCGGAUGUCAUAAGCUGCCGGUACUAAUAAUCGCCACGAUUGAGCAUUUUCCAUCUUUCAAUAGUUUUCACACAAGUGAUCCAUCAAUUAUGAACAAAACUAACACCAAGCCUUUCAUGGACAGUAACAUACUCAAUGAAUGGUUCAAUAAAUGUUUCUUAAAAUUAGUUACAGAAAGACAACAGAAAAACGAACACAGAGAGAAAACUCUGUUGUUGUUACAUAACGGUGGCUUGGAUCGCGAAAACAGGAUAAUAAGUACAAAAGAUGAAUUUGUUAAAAUCAUGUACUAUUCGUAUGAGGCUGCACCAUUCAUACAACCAAUGGAUCGUAGAAUAAUAGCAUGUUUCAAGCGAAUGUACAGAAACGAAUUGCUAGAAUCAUUAAUGCCAACAUCUAACAGCGUUUCAGAGGAAGAACUUAUACACAUCUAUUCCCAAUUAAAUAUAGACGAUUGCUGUCGUAUGGUACAUAAUGCUUGGUCAAAAAUCAAGAGUCCAAUACUGAAAAACGCGUGGGACAAGCUUUUGAAAGAUGAAAGCGAACAGAGUUCGGAAGACCCCGAAAUAAUAAAAAAAGACAUAGACGAAGCUCUUACUAAACUGAACAAAAUACCAGGAUGCGGAGGGUGCGACAGUAUCGCUGUGAUGAACUGGUUUGAAACUGAUAAGGAACAUAAUACCGACACACAAGAUGAUAUCCAGGAAACUCUUCUAGAUUUUAUAAACGCAGCUAUGGAUACAGAAGCGAACAAACUUACUGACGAGAACUUUCGAGAUAUACUUGAUGAUAGCUCUCCAUAAAAGGCCUAGAUGA